Habropoda laboriosa is the source of this 3258-nucleotide messenger RNA. It is a transcript of the gene stum, whose product is annotated as protein stum. The transcript has 9 exons. Gene Ontology annotation, cellular component: sensory dendrite. The record is from RefSeq and is a predicted model, not a curated record. Gene Ontology annotation, biological process: taxis; sensory perception of mechanical stimulus; proprioception. The coding region runs from base 1 to 3258 and encodes 1085 amino acids. NCBI's taxonomy places the organism in Eukaryota, Metazoa, Arthropoda, Insecta, Hymenoptera, Apidae.
AUGUCACUGGACGCGAUGCAGAUUCUACGGGGACCACCGUCGUGGAGAACGUCGACGCGGUGCAUCGGUAUCGUUACCACCGGUUGGCACGUCGAUCAUCGUUAUCUCUGUGAGAGCGACAAAGGAUCUUGGCGUCCUCCGCAUCCUGGUCGUCUGCAUGAAGGACUCGAGCUUCGGGGCCUCGAAAGGAUGAGGCGGCUCGACGACGGCCAUGCUCAACGACCGCCUCCGUUCAGGGUGCUCGCGGUACCCGACGGGAAUUACCUGUCACCAACCGCGAUACCGCCGCCGCCACCGCGUGCACCCGAGCCGUACAAGAUCGCGCCCUCCUCCACGUCGUCCUCGAGGGCGCACCGGCGGUCCAGCUUCGUGAUCAUCGCGGACUCGAGGCCAGUUUCCCCGGAGGUGAGGAGCCCGUCGCCGACGCUGGCCACCGGAAGAGUCUCGCCCUUUCGAGGACGAGGGUUCAAGGGACCGCCGCCGCGAUCUAAGUCCAGGCCACAGUCACCGGAAGCUGCGGAUCCUAGGAGGAGAGGCAGAAAUGAUCGACGAGUUUCAGUAUCGCAACAGAGUAGCCCAAGGAGGAGUCUGAUCCCCCAGCCGACACGGCAGCGUUCGACGUCCCUCAGCAAAUCAACCGAGCGUCUCUCCUCGCCGAAAAUUGGCCGUCGCGUGGACUCGCGGACUCGUUUGAACACGACGGAUUCCAGGAAUCGUUUGAACGCCUCCGGAAACAGCAACAGCGUCACGAACCUCGCCACGCGUCGACAAGUCUCCAGAACGCCUAGCAAACUAUCCCCGAUUCAGGGAACUCCGACGAAACCGGAAAGAACGCCGAUGUUCACGAAAAGGGACCGUUCGAAAGAUUCCACGAGGCCGUCGCCGUCGAAACAGCAGAGAUUUGCCGCGUCUCCAUCGAAGAAUGCCUGGAACGCGAAGAAACAAAACCAGGAGAAGGUUAAAGCUCCGAAAAGAACGACGAGCAAAGAACGGCUAACGUCUCCGUCGAAGAUCCCGUUGAAAACGAACAGAGUCAGCUCGAAUUCCUUGAAUCCGGCGAGGUUCAUCACCAUUUCCAAUCAGCCUAACGAGAAGAGCAAAAAAGCGGCCGAUAAUAAAGGGUCCAAGGAGGUUCGUAUAAGCAACGAGAAGAUAAACGAGUCCAGUCAGGGUAGCAAGAAGUCCGAAGGUGGAUCGAAAGGAUCUCAAGUGAGCGAGAAAAGCAACGAUCGAAGCGGCGAUCUGGAUCUGAUAGAUCUUCUGAAGCAAACUUCCACGGCAACGGGGACAUCCAGCGUGGUGAAUACAACGGCAACGACGGCUGUUCAGCCGUUGCACAUCGACGCCAACGCGGUUCUUCUGGAUAGAGACGUCACCGACAGGAGGAACGAGAAGACGAAGAGUCAGCAAGAUCUUUCCAACAACAAAUCUUCCAAUUCGUCCAACGAUGACACUUCUACUAGACAAAAUUCUCAAGCAGUUACCAGCGAGGAGCAUCGUCAAACGAAUUCUCAGACAUCGAGGUCUAACAAGUCGACAAACUACAAUCGAACGAAAGGUGGGAUGGACAGCAGGAACGAAUCUCCAGUUCCUACAGAUAAAACCGGAAGUCAUUCGAAGAGUAACAGCGUCAGUCAAUCGGUAAGAAGCGUAAUUAAAGUGAACAGUGCUACGAACAACACUGGUUCAGCGACGCUGCGUUCUAACAGGAAUCAGAACACGGUGAACGAUCAGAACAUGAAGAAUUCCAGGUCUAACGAUCACAAGAUCGAGGACACCACCUCGUCGCAUUCUGGAUCGAUAAUUAAUUCAGCUAAAACGAACGACGGUGAACAACAGACGAACGAUUCUAGCAAAAAUUCUUCGAAUACGGAGACUCAAAGGACUUGUUCAUCCAUCGCGAGUGCUUCGGUCAGGCAAGAAGACGUGAAAGUAGUUUCGAAGUCUGUCAACGAUUCCGAAACGAAGGUUGUUGGAAACUCGAUUUCGGUAACGGUGAAAGGUAUCCCUGUUUCCGAUCAAUCUACAGCCUCUAAGGUUAAUAAUGUUUCCAACGUGGGUGGUGCAGUGAGCAACGAUAUGAAAAGCGCGAACAACGCCGGGGUGAAAGCACGACAAGAGAAUCACGGAAGUGGUCGUACGUCCGUGAAAUCGUCCGCGGGGGUGUCUGUAGAAUCUAUAGAGAGCGUGAGGUCCACGGAUACCGGAGUUAGCGUGGACACUGUUAGAGGAGUGUCCUCGCCGAGGGAGAAGACUGGAAUGCACGUUGUGAAGCGACCUCAGGAGAUCGAGACGUUGAGCGGGAACGUGGUGCAUCUGGAACAGAAUGGAGAACCAGCGGUUCUGGCAGCGGCGAACGGCGUCGGCGAUCGAGCACCCGACAGACUUUUCACACGCUGGAAGAGAUCCUUGAGUCGUUGCUGCGAGUGUUGCCCCAGCAUGAGGUGUUUGGCGUGUCGAACGGCUCCGAAAGUGUUCACCUGGCCCAGAAGUCAUGCUAGAACGAACGCAACGGUGACCAGGAACGAGCAACCCUUGGCCAGGGAGAACGUGCCCUCCGGCUGCUGGCCUAAAUUCAAGAACAGGUGCAGGUGCAAACGAUUCGGGGAUAUGAAAUGUUGCUCAAGAAGAUCGAGGAUCGCUCCCGCUGAAGCUGCCGUUUGCUGUCCUCCUGAAAGAAGAUUCGGCGCGAUUUGCCGCCGUUUGUUCGACAACUGCAAAUGCAGGCGAAACUCUGAAGCAGAACGCACAAGAAACAUACGUGCCAAGCACAGUCUUACCAGCGUAGCACCGCCUCCAUUAUCAGAAGAACCAAAGGCUAAGAUACCGGAUGUUCUGGUAGAGCACAAUUCCUUAAUGCGUGGCGCAAUUCCGUGCCUGCCAGUUCCUCUUGCCUGGUUUUGUCUCGUGUGGAACGUUCUACUGCCUGGUUCUGGUACCGUUUGGAGUGGUAUUUUCAACCUAUGCACCGGUCAACCGAGAUUCUCAGCGGUGGCUGGACUGAAAUCGAGACUAGGCGCGUUCGUGGUGAACCUGAUGGUCGGGGUGGGUCAAUUAUUCACCGUUUUAUUCUGCCUGGUUGGGUGGGGCUGGAGCAUUUGGUGGGGCGUUACUUUGGUCCGUUUAGCGAGGAAAUACAAGAGAUUCAAGGCUUCCGAGGCAGCCAUCAACGAUCCGGAAGCGAGGGGCGGAGAACCAGCGGCUCUGCCUCCCGGUGUACCGAGUCAAGCGUUGAGGGGGAUGGAUCGGGUGCGAUAA